Messenger RNA from Cotesia glomerata, 2763 nucleotides. RefSeq names its product PP2C-like domain-containing protein CG9801. Bases 362 to 2425 code for a protein of 687 amino acids. The transcript is spliced from 8 exons. Lineage: Eukaryota; Metazoa; Arthropoda; Insecta; Hymenoptera; Braconidae. The record is from RefSeq and is a predicted model, not a curated record.
GCGUUUACUGACAUCUAGUGGAAAAAUAACAAACUAAAAGUAGCGAUAAAAAAAAUUUAAAUGUAUUUUUUUUGACAGAUGUCAUUAUUAACAGUAAUGGCCGCGCAGCUGAACCGACAACCGUAGAUAAUAACAAUAAUUACAAUAAUAACAAUAUUUAUUACAAUAAUAAUAACAAUAAGUAUGCAUAAUAAUUGAACGUGAAACUAUUUUCAAAAUUAUAAACACUCAUCACGCCUUUUGUCAAAGUUUAUUGCUUUAUUUGACAGUAACAAUAAUAACAACAAUAAUAAUAAAAAUAAUAAUUCUUCACUGUGCCACAAAGUACUUAAUGUAAUGUGAAAAAUUUAAAAAAAAAAAAAUGCCAAGUUUAAGAAAAAAAGUCGUAGGAUUUAUGCGACAACUGUCAAUAAGUAACUUAACGGCAGCGGUUGAGAAUAUUGGUCACAAUGACAACACACUGACUCCCAGGUCACCGCCGGCGGAUUUUCCUGGUGGUUGUUUUGUGACUCGUUACUUAAAUGGAUUGGAGGAAAAAAUAGAAGGCCCAGUGAUUCUCCACGGUCGAAAUCCCGAGGAACUCCCGAUCAAAGUCUUGGAAAAGCUGGACGACAAUGAAGAAGUUUUUGCAGCUUUCACGGGGCCAGAUCGUGGGUUGACAACUGUCAAUUUGAAGCAGAAGCACUUGAGUAUUAGCGAUCCGGAUGUUGAUUACAUUGAUAUUCUUGAUCAGAAUGAUCAGGAAGCUACAGUUAACACAUCAAUGGAUUGCAUUUUUUCUGUGGCUGACAAUCGUUGGCUGCUGAUCCGUACAAACGAGUCAUGCCCGAUAGACAACAGUACCAUAAAGAUCCGAGCUGCUGGGAAGCUAUACGAACCAGACAAGAAGUACUCUGCUGAAAAUAACGAGUACACGUUCCAAGAAGUUGACCAGAAAAAUUCUAACGUAAAUUUGAACGGGAAGAAAAUUACCGGCGUGAAAUUUCUCUGUGAAGAUGAUAAAAAGAGUGAUGAUUUUGUGGACAUGGCGACUAUCGAUGAGGGAAUUCAAGCCUCGAGUGACAGCGGGGACAAUGUUGACAACUCGGAUGAUGAUAACAAAAUUGACUUGAUCCGCGUGUCUGAUGAUACGCUUGGUAACAUAACCCCGACAGAUGUUGAUGUAAAUGAUAUUAUUCCGCCGCCAAAGGAUUUUGCAAAUGACAUGAUACCACUGAGAAAAUCUAAAAGUGCUCCGGCGCCCUUCAAAAAUGCUCAAAAAGCUUCGCUGUCAAGCAACGAGAUGAUAGCGGGAAUUGAAAACUGGUUUCUACCUCACGAACUAGCCUAUGGAAUUGCGACGACUUUGUACGAGAAAAAUCCGACCAAUAAUGUAACCAAUGGAGAACCUAUUGCAGACUGCUUUGGGAUCGCUGCGCGACCUAAUGCAGCCAUUUUGAUUCUAGCCGAUGGUGUCAACUGGGGUGUGAAAGCCAGCUUAGCAGCGCGCUCAGCCGUCCAUGGAAGUAUGGAGUACCUGAACAAAGCUUUGUUCACUCCGGCAAAUAACAGUGGCGUAACGACAACAAAAGAUGUGUUUGUUGCACUACUCCGUUCAUUCCACGCCGCUCACUCGAUGAUUCUUCAAGAACAAGGGAUGCUUACCACCCUGACUGUUUGCGUUGUCCUGCCAAUUACAAGCUCUGAUCCUAGCAAACAUAAAAAAUAUGUUGCUUGUACUUGUAAUGUUGGCGAUAGUCUUGCUUAUGUUUAUUCCAAGAAAACUGGAGUUAGAGAAAUAACGCGAGGAUCUCAUGAUAUUUAUUGCAUGCGUGACAUGCGCGACGCAUUAGGAGCACUGGGACCUGUUGACGGAUGCAAUCCAGAACUGAAUAAUCUAACUCUAGCAAUGACAGAAGUUGAUGAGUCAGACAUUGUAUUUUUAACAAGCGACGGAAUUUCUGAUAAUUUUGACCCCGUGGUGGGUAAAUUUGCCAUACUGCCUGCCAAUAGCCAUAGUAGUAAUAGUCAGCGUCCGGGAAGGAGUGACGCCAGACAUCACACGCGCAUGCGCAGCAGUUGUUCCGACAACAAUGACUUGCCAGUGGUCGAAGCUUAUCAGCGACACGAACUUACGUUGCUGCGCAUGGAAGACUUACUAUCACGAGGAGUUUCUGGUGACGGUCCACCCUGCAAUAGUGCCAAAAAAUUGUGCGAGUUGGUACUCGAUUUUGCUGUUCGUAUUACAGCCGCCAAAAGACGUAUUUUAGAAGACGCUGACCUAUACUACAGCCAACACAAAGACGGACAGUUGGUACAACUGUCAAAGCUAGAGCAGCGCUCUCGCAGGAAAAAAAUGCUUGACAAAAUGUCAAUGGUGCCAGGUAAAUUGGACCACGCAACAAUAGUUGCCUACGUUGUCGGUUCAUUCAAAAAUACUGAUUGAACAAUUUUAUUACACUAUACCUAAACUCCAAAUUUUAUCGCAAUACAAUAUUUGUUAAAUAUUUUUUUCUUAUAUAUUUAUAUUAACAUUUACAGAUUUUCUAUAAAUAUUUAAUUAUUAUUAUAUUUACCAAGUAGUAUAUACUAAUGUCCUAUUAAUCAAAAGUUAUUAAUCUCACUUAUUAAUAAUUAUUGUAUUAAUUAAUUAAUUCACUGCCUAAUUAAUUAUUUUCGAGGCCUACGGAUUAAAUAAUAGGAAUUGGAUUUUAAUUGUUUAUUAUUAAUAAACUGAUGAGAAUCAAUAUUGACUUAUUGACGUAAUAAACUAUUGAUAAUAAU